Messenger RNA from Camellia sinensis, 3271 nucleotides. Lineage: Eukaryota; Viridiplantae; Streptophyta; Magnoliopsida; Ericales; Theaceae. The record is from RefSeq and is a predicted model, not a curated record.
GGUAUGAAUUGUUGUGGAGAAAUGAAGUAUGGAGGAGAGUUUAUCCGAACAAAAUUAGUUUAUACUUCAUUAAUAGUUUUCUCUCCAUUUACUUUCCCUUUACAAAUCCCUAUCCGAACUUAUUAUUCAAAUAUAGCCUAAAGGUUUGUGGAAAAUGUACACACCCAAAAGAAUAUGCAGAAAAUAAAGUGCAUGAUAUAGAUUCAAACUUAGAGUGGUGUGGGCUACACUGAGACUAAAUUAAAUCUUGUUAGCACAUUUCAUAUUUGGGGUAGUUAUUCUAGGUGUGUAGUAUUACUGCAAUGUUUGUUGUGAUUCUUCUUUACUGAUCGAUUUUGUGCUCCAAUUAUUCGAGAACUGGAUUGAUCAUGGAAAAGAGAAUGGAGCUAACCAAUGUAAUCCUGAAUGUGAUAAAUUGGAAGCUGCACAUUUAUUGUUACUGAGAAGUUGCUGCUCUAAAUGCUCUCAAAGAAAUCUGGAACAACACACCACUCAAUUGGGUUGGAUCGGAUCCAUGUGGCGACAGUUGGGAAGGAAUUCGUUGCACCAAUUCACGUGUGACAUCUAUAACAUUAGCCAGCAUGGGAUUGACUGGUCAGCUGUCCGGAGACAUUCAAGGGUUGUCUGAAUUACGGACUUUGGAUCUAUCAUACAACAACGGUUUGACAGGAUCUCUUCCUCGAUCAAUUGGAAAUUUGACUAAGUUAUCAAACCUAAUCCUGGUUGGUUGCAGUUUCAGUGGUCCAAUUCCAGAGACAAUAGGAUCUCUGCAGCAACUGAGCAUUUUGUCUCUGCCUUCCAACAGCUUCAGUGGACCAAUUCCACCUUCAAUUGGUAAUCUCUCUAAUCUUUAUUGGCUGGAUCUGAGUGUCAAUAAGCUUUCUGGAACUAUCCCUGUCUCACCUGGUCUGGAUAUGCUGGUUAAUGCAAAACACUUUCAUUGUGGAAGAAAUCAGUUCUCUGGUGAAAUCCCAUCUCAACUUUUCAAUGCAAAUAUGUCUCUGAUACAUGUGCUUUUUGGUAAGAACAAACUCAGUGGCAAGAUUCCUUCAACGCUAGGGCUAGUGAAGACUUUGGAGAUAUUGUUCUUGUCAAACAAUCAACUGACUGGCCCCUUUCCAGAUCUUACUGGCUUGAAUUCUCUCAACCACGUGGAUUUAAGCAAUAAUACUUUUGACAAGUCAGAUUUCCCUCCAUGGCUUGGAACCUUACAGUCUUUGGAAACAUUAAUGAUGGAAGACACAGGACUUGAAGGUCAAAUUCCAAAUGUCUUCUUCAGCCUUCCACUGUUAAGAAAAGUUGUAUUGAGGAACAACAAGCUUAAUGGCACUUUGGUUGUCAACUCCAACAAUAGCAACCACUUGCAACUUAUAGAUUUGCAGAACAAUUACAUAACUGACUAUAUGGUGGGAAAGCGAUUUAACUCUGAGUUAAUACUUGUAGGAAAUCCAGUUUGCGAGGGCGCACAAGGGACAGAACCAUACUGCAUCAUUCAACAGUCAAAUUCCUCAUAUUCAACAGAACCAAAGACUUGUAUGCAAGUUACAUGCAAGUCACAUCAAAUAUCCAGCCCCAACUGUAGAUGUGCUUAUCCAUAUACGGGUUUGCUAAUUCUCGGAGCUCCUUCCUUUAACGUUAGAAACUCAAAUAUCUACACAUCUCUCGAGAAUUAUCUGAUGCGUUCUUUUCAGUCCUAUCAACUCCCUGUGGAUUCAGUUUCUCUGAGUAAAAAUCCAGAUGAUUCUUUCAUCAUUCUAAGCUUAGAAGUUUUUCCAUAUGGCGUAGAGCGUUUUGAUCGAACUGGAAUUUCUGGGAUUGCGUUUGUGCUGUCCAACAUGACUUUCCAUCCUAUGAAGCCUUUUGGGCCCUUGUUUUUCAUUGCAGACCCAUAUUCAUAUUUUGCAGGAACUAAGAAGUCAUCAAAUGCUGGCAUUAUCGGAGUGGCAGUUGGUUGUUCUUUGCUUGUGUUAUUGUGUCUCCUUGCAGGAAUUUAUGCUUUCCAUCAAAAGAGAAGAGCUGAAAUUUCUGAUAAGCAGAACAAUCCUUUUGCUUCUUGGCACCGAAAUGAAAGCAAUGGUGGUGCUCCUCAAUUAAAAGGAGCUAGGUGUUUCUCAUUUGAAGAGCUUAAGAAAUACACAAACACUUUCUCAGAUGCCAACUGUAUUGGAGUUGGUGGCUACGGAAAGGUAUAUAGAGGAACUCUUCCCAGUGAGCAACUGGUUGCCAUCAAGAGGGCUAAACAAGGAUCUACGCAGGGUGAUCUUGAAUUUAAAAGUGAGCUUGAGCUUCUAUCCAGGGUUCAUCAUAAGAAUGUUGUCAGCCUUGUGGGUUUCUGUUUUGAGCAAGACGAACAAAUGUUGGUGUAUGAGUAUAUUGCAAAUGGUACACUGAAGGAGUCUCUUUCAGGGAAAUCUGGACUCAGGCUGGAUUGGAUGAGGAGACUUCGAAUAGCCCUUGGAGCAGCAAGAGGUUUGCAAUAUCUACAUGAGCUUGCCAACCCUCCAAUCAUACAUAGGGACAUCAAAUCAAACAAUAUCUUACUAGAUGAAUACUUGAAUGCAAAAGUUUCUGAUUUUGGCCUGUCCAAGAGUAUUGGUGACCCUGAAAACUGUCAUAUUACCACCCAAAUCAAGGGGACAAUGGGCUACUUGGAUCCUGAAUAUUGCAUGACUCAACAGUUGACUGAGAAGAGUGACGUUUAUGGCUUUGGAGUGCUAAUGAUUGAGCUGAUAACUGCGAAACAGCCGAUCGAGAAAGGCAAAUACAUUGUAAGAGAGGUAAGGCAGAAAAUAGACGAGACAAAGGAUCUAUACGAUCUUCAUGAGAUUAUCGAUCCAAACAUUUUGGGCACCGCAUUGAAAGGUUUAGAGAAAUUUGUGGAUUUGGCAAUGAGGUGUGUCGAAGAAGAAGGAGCUGCGAGGCCUACAAUGGGUGAGGUGGUAAAAGAGAUUGAGAACAUCAUGCAAAUUGCCAGUUGGAACCCUAAUGCUGACUCAGUGUCCACUUCAGUCUGUUAUGAAGAGACUAGCAACCAUCCUUACAUCGAAGAAAGCCUCAUUAUGUAUAGCAGGACCUUGGCAUGUUAAAUGUUAGUGCCCCGGUAAGUAUUAUUAAACAUUUUCGUGUAGAACAUGUGAUGAAUUCUUGGCUUUUCUUUCUUUUGUUGGACGGUCUUAGGUGUGUUGCUUGUCUGGUAGACUAUGAAGACAGAAAGAGAAAAGUGAAAUGAAAUCAAAAUAUUGAUGCACAUAUUGUGUGUAUAUUAGGCUAA